Chelmon rostratus (copperband butterflyfish) is the source of this 4420-nucleotide messenger RNA. RefSeq names its product phosphoinositide-3-kinase, regulatory subunit 5 (gene pik3r5). Gene Ontology annotation, molecular function: 1-phosphatidylinositol-3-kinase regulator activity. Gene Ontology annotation, cellular component: phosphatidylinositol 3-kinase complex, class IB. The transcript is spliced from 18 exons. Gene Ontology annotation, biological process: G protein-coupled receptor signaling pathway; positive regulation of MAP kinase activity. Bases 306 to 2972 code for a protein of 888 amino acids. The record is from RefSeq and is a predicted model, not a curated record. NCBI's taxonomy places the organism in Eukaryota, Metazoa, Chordata, Actinopteri, Chaetodontiformes, Chaetodontidae.
CACAUUGUGCUCACAUGCACCUCUCUCAUACACUUCCUGUUUGCCUUGUUUGUGAGCCGCAGUGUGUGAAGCGCAGAAGAGUUUGAGCGCGGCAGAGAGCUACAACCAGAUAGUAGCGGCUGAUUUCACUGCAGUGCUCCGCCGUGCCCAGGAUGUGGGUUUGUCUGUUAAACCGUGAUGUGCGUGGCGAAUGAAUGGCAGCGGCACUGAGCUGGAGAAACUUCGCUUUGGACUCAUUGGAUUCUUCAGUCGCGUACAGAGGCCAUGGAUGCUGGACAGUAAGCUGCAGAACCUGAGCGGUGAAGAUGCAGCACACCUCGUGCACAGAGGACAGGAUCCAGCAUGCCCUGGACAGGUGUCUGGAUGGGCUGAGACAAAGCCCCACGGCGGCACACCACUGGAACGUGCUUAUGUGCUCGGCGGGCCAGUCCAUGAACCGCUGGAGCUUGGAGGAGAUGGUGAAGAGGGACCCCGAGAACUUCCUCAUCCUCUUGCAACAGAUCAUCAGGAAGACCAAAGAGGUCCAGGAGCAGUGUCAGUACGAGCUGGUGGCUCCCUUGGCUAUCAUGUUCUCCUCCACGCUCCUUCAGACGCCAUACUGUCCUCCAGACGCAGAGCUGCUGGAGGAAGCCAUUGACGUGUUUCGCCACUUCCUCACCUGGCCUGAGCCUUACAGCAGUGUGUGUAGAAACCUGCUCUCCACACUACAGCUGGAGAUCAAGGCCCCGGGGAUUUCCUUUCAGAGACUGGUGAGAGAAGAGCAGGGCCUUAUCACGUCCAGCCAGUGCACCAAAACCAUGACUGUGCUGCUGAUGAACCCCAGCGAGGUGCCCGCCGACUUUCUCUCCGUGGCCGAGCAGCUCUGUUGCAUUCAGCACUCGCAGAGAGAGACGUACAUCACCCUGAUCAAACACGCCUUCCAGUCCACGCUCGGCACCAAGUACCCCCUGCAUAGCAUCCACAGAGCCCUGCAGGCAAAAACUGUGAAUGAACUGGGGCAGAUCUUCUCCGCGUUAAGUGAUGUCUUGGAGACGGCCGCUGCCAUGAGCGACCCUCUGAAGGGCCGCAGUCAUGUGAUCCAGGAACUUGAGAGACUGAGGGAGACGAUGAGAAUCCCGGCGUCCAAUGGAAGGAAGUCUGAUGGAAUGCUGCAAACUCUGCCUCUGCCUACAGCCAAGUGUUACAUGUUUCACUGGGAAAAAGACAACUUUGAUGUUCUGAACAUCCUUUUGGAGCAUGACCCUGAUGAUAUGGCUACUAAUGGAGAGGCUGAGGAAGAAGAGGAGAUAGACACUGAUGAUGAUGAUGAUGAGGAGGAGGAGGAGGAGGAAGACAAAGAAGAUGUGGAACAUGGAGUAGACUUGCCUUCGAUGUCUAUCAUCCCUAACGACUGCAGCUCUGACCACCGUGCCUCCACCUUCUCCACUAUCUCCUCCCUGUCCACCGCCUCCAAAGACUCAAUGUUCUCCACCCUGUCCGUCACCUCAGAGUCUUACGCUCCAUCUCUCUUCUCUGUCGCUUCUGGAGCUGACAGUGACUUCUUUGAAGAUUCUGACGACUAUAUCUGCUCCUCUCCCGUCGCUGAGAAAUGCUCACCAAAGUCUGCCAAAACUUCGGCUCGGCUCAGCCAGCACUUGUACCGCCUCUUCAUCAAACCCAACAGAACUCGGUCACUGUCUCGGGCCAAGAGCUUAGGAAACACAGAAUCAAAAGACCUGUUAGUGGUGCGGGAGAGGCGCUCCAACUCUCUACCACAGCAGGUCAAGUUACGUAGUCCCGAGCCCCUACUCCACUCACAAAGCCAAACUCUCAGACACGUCUGCUUCCGGAGGAGGCCUAUCCUCAGCAGCGAUGAGGACAGUAAGAAUACAACGCUGAGGGUGGUGGUGUUCGGUGCUGAUCACGUAGCAGGGAAGGUGGCGCGGGCCUACAACAGCCUGAGGAGGAAGGAGAGUGCGUGUCCACGUCUCAGCAGGGCAUUUAAGCUUCAGUUCUACUUCGUGCCUGUGAAGAGGGACUCGGCAGCGGGGCCGCGGGGGCUGAGGUCUCCUGGUUCUGUGGUUCAAACUGGAACUCUGAAAGGAGCGGCCUUGUCUAACGAUCUUCACCUCAUGGGCACAGGGGACAGUACCAACGACAUUGCCCAUCUCCUUGGUAUGUUGGACCCUUGGUACGAAAGAAACACCCUCACCCUGCUUAACUUGCCCGCCAACGUCGUCUGCCAGCAAACCUCAAAGACGGAGUCAGAGUCAUAUGAUAGUUCAUAUGAGCAGCGUCUACCCAUCCUGGCCGACUUGGUCCUGUACUACUGCCGCUACGCUGCCCGGCCUGCUCUGAUCCAGCUCUAUCAGGCUGAGUUGACGUUAGCAUGUGGAGAGAGGAGGACCGAGGUGUUCGUCCACUCCCUAGAACUGGGUCACACCGCAGGAACGCGAGCCAUCAAGGCCAUGGGUGCUGCCAGUAAACGGUUUGGUAUUGACGGCGACCGAGAAGCUGUGCCUCUAAUGUUGGAGGUGGUGUACAACAGGGUGGUGAUUAGCGGGAGAAGCCAGUGGAAAAGAGAAACCAAAGUCUGUACUUCAGUAAACUUAACCAAAGCGUGCAAGAACCCGGAGGAACUAGACUCAAAGAUGGAGUGCCUGCAGCUCACGAUGACUGAGGUCCUGAAGAGACAGAACGGUAAAAGCAAGAAGGGCUACAACCAGCAGCUGAGCAUGACAGAGGUGAAGGUGGACAAGGUGCAAGUCAGCGGUGCUGGGAACACAACCUUUGCUGUGUGUCUGGACCAGGAUGAGAAAAAAAUACUGCAGAGUGUCAUCAGAUGUGACAUCUCGGUGUGCUAUAAACCUGACAGCUCCACGGACUGGAGACUAAGAAAAUCCCAGACCUCAGCCCAAAUCCAGCCUCUCAACCCCACCUUCUGCUCCCUCCUCUGCCUGCCCAUUGUCACUUUUAGUGGGGCUCUACCCUGAGACUGCUGGCCUGCUGGUUUGGGUGGUUUGAGAGGAAAGAUUCUGUGCAGUUAUUUAUAUGCUCUGAAUAACAGACAAUGACUGCAGGUGGAAAGUACACAGGAAAUACAGCUUUUCUUCAUUUCCGCCUGGUGUCUUGAAGCUGCUGGGGUCAAGUUCGCUUGAUGGCACCCUCAAACGACAGUGAAAUGCAGCUAUUGGAAACACAAGGACUUGCAGAGAAGGGGUAUAAUCUGCAGACCUGGCUGGCCUGUGAUCGUUAAUAUAAUGACGUACCAAAGAACCUGACAAACAAAGAAUGACAAGAGAUACAAUAUUUGUAAUGCAGAGUCCAGCUCUUUCAGUACAAAACAGUCAUUCACUGUUGUUAAGGAAACUGUUAAUGUUUCAUUACAAAGGUUUCAGUUCCUCUUUUCCUGUUACCCACAGUAACAUUAGAAUGUAAUCUGGUCAAACAGGGUGAAUCUACAGAGUGGGAUAUUAGGUGAGAUGGUAUCCAAACUGGGAACAUCAGUGUGUUGCAAUAGGCCUACUGAGAGAUGGAUUGUAAAAAUAUAGAGAUCAUAUUGGAGUCAAAGUUUAUGAGCUGUUCUCCGGAUCAACCAACAUGGACACAAAGGACCAUGGAGAAAUACUUAUGCCUGUCGACCAGACUCUACUAUGUGAUGCCUCCAUUGGGGUGAUGAUGAGACUUUGUGCCUCCAACUGAGACUGGACACUAUAGACUUACACAAUAUGUAAAUAUUUUGCUUGUAAAAUAAUGUAUUGCAUGCUAUAACUUGAAUGUUACACCAGAAUGUUUUAUGUCUGUUACACGUGGGCUUUUGAUGGUAACAGUUAGAAUGAAGUCAUUUGUUUAACUGGAGUUCUAAAUUUUACCAGCAGGGGGCUCUGUUGAACUUUUGUCUUCAGUUGAAAUACAGAUUACUUUAACAAUACACAGGUUGCAUACUUGUCUCACUUAAUCACUGUAGCGUAUGUAUAGUACAUAUUUUUGCUUUCGCAAAUUGAUAACAUUUAUUUCAUCAAGGGCACAGAUGUAAAAUAUAAAUUUGAUGUCAUGGUGCUAAAAACACAUUUGGAUGCAUGUCUUCCUUUAUAAAAAAAGAGUAACUGAUUCAUUGCACUUUGCAUACUCUAUGACAUUUUUUAAAGAAAAUAUUAUUGUUUGUAGCUCUAAAUGGGCAAUAUCUUGAUCACCUGACUGAGACUGAAAUGGCAGCACUGCACAGAAAUAUUUUAUGUGUGUGUAUGUAUUUUAUGGAAUUGAAGCACUUGAACAUUAGAUGAAAUAAAUUAGGUACUUUUAUGUUCAGAUAGAUGCCUGACACCACUGUCCUUUCCUUACAUGCCGUCUCUAAUGGAAAUAUUCCCAAUGCAAUACUGGUGUUUCACCUAUGCAAUGGAUACAUCUCAAAUUCAGUCCUCAUUAAAUAUGUUUUCACUGA